AUGACGGGAAUCUGGUCCUCAAUAAAGGCUGCGGCGCCGGCACUUGCUCAGUCACAGCAGCCGCACGAAAUCAGCACCGCCCGACCACCUUCGCCCCCGACGACCCCAGGCGCUGCUCCGACGUCGCGGUCUCCGCCCAGGCCUUCCACUUCACUCGACGCCCGCACGCGCACUCGGAGCCAAGACUCGACGACGCCCCAGUCUCACUCUCGAAGCCCGGGCAUAAAAAGAGCUUCUAGACUCUCGCGCAAUAGCACCAGCAUUACCAUCAAGGCAACGAGUCAAGCUAAAGACAGAGAUACCGAGACCGAGGAUGCAGGCGAGUUUGGCGACACCACUGCUGCAAUCUUGGGGACUGGAAACGGCUCAGGGAGCAGCGCUGAUGUAGUGAAACCUGCGCCGUCUACCCCGGCUUAUACGCCUGGCGCCAGCUCUGCGAUUGAUCCUUUGUCACAACAAAUCUUCAUGCGGAAGAACACCGAACCGUCGAUCCCACAGCGACUGACACAGAUGGCCGAAGGACUUGCGCGCGCCAGCUCGGACCUCUCAAGAAAUGUGGUGACGACUAGCGAGGCGGCCAAGGAGAAGAGCAAUAAGAAAGGGGGCUCGUUCCUAAGCAGGUUAAGCAUGCGCGGCAACCGAAAAAAGGACUCGGGGGACCUGGACUCGGAUUCGGAGCUCGGCAGCGAGGCGCGGAUGGACGGCUCAACUGCACACGUCUUCAGCGAGACACGGGGCACCCCCUUGAUCGGCGGAGGCUACGUACCCCACCAUAAGGAGCCGCCGCGAUACAUACGAACGAGGGCGACCAAUAAGCGAACCCGGGAGUUCAACCGCAUGUUUCUCGCGCAGGAACUGGUUGGGACACGGCCGCCAGAGGCCAACGGAGACUCGAUGGUUGAGGCGGGGAAGGCGCCCACGGUAUCUGUCAGCGUGGCUGGCGCCAGCGACAGGAAGACCAUGAGGACAGGGGGCGCCAUCUGGGCAACCGAGUUCAGCAAGGACGGGAGAUACCUCGCUACGGCAGGGCGCGACCGUGUCGUCAGAAUUUGGGCUGUGCUCUCAACACCCGAUGAUCGCCGUGCUCACGAGGAUGACGAAGCCGUCCACGGCGACGCUGGGGAGAGGCUUAGCGCGCCUGUUUUCAGGGACCAGCCGGUCAUGGAGUUCCACGGGCACACUGGAGAAGUUCUCGAUCUCAGCUGGAGCAAAAACAAUUUUCUGCUGUCGUCCUCGAUGGAUAAGACGGUGCGCUUAUGGCACAUGAGCAGGUCCGAAUGUCUCUGCACGUUCAAGCACCAGGAUUUUGUCACUCGGUUAGCGUUCCACCCGCGAGACGACCGCUUCUUCCUGGCAGGCUCCUUGGACACCAUGUUGCGGCUGUGGAGCAUCCCCGACAAGGCGGUUGCCUUCUCGGCCCAGCUACCGGACCUGGUUACCGCCGUCGCCUUUUCUCCGGAUGGGGAAAUCGCCAUCGCUGGACUCUUGAACGGGCUCUGCAUGUUCUAUGAAACUGAAGGGCUGAAGCUGAGCUCGCAGAUCCACGUCAGGUCUUCGCGGGGUAAGAACGCGAGGGGGAGCAAGAUCACUGGCAUCCAAACGAUGGCCAUCCCGCCACCAAACCCGAUCAACACGGCGAGUUUGCAGCCUCCAGGCUCCGCCUCGACAUCGGUGAGGUCAACAGAUGUUACGAACCCAAAAGAGGCGCGGGUGCUCAUCACCUCAAACGACAGUCGAAUACGAAUUUACAAUCUUCGCGACAAGUCCCUCGAUGUGAAGCUCAAAGGGCACGAGAAUCAGUGCAGCCAAAUCGCGGCGACACUCUCCGACGACGGCAAGUACGUAAUCUGUGGAAGCGAGGACCGGAAGACGUUUAUCUGGAGCCUGACUGGGACUGAGGUCCUCGUUCAGGAUAAGGACAAGUCUCCAUGUGAAUAUUUCGAGGCCCAUGGGGAUAUCGUCACGACAGCGCUCUUUGCCCCCACCAAAACUAGGAUGCUGCUUGGUCAAAGUGGCGACCCGAUCUACGACCUCUGCAACCCGCCACCUGUUGUGCUCCAAAGCCUCGAGGAAGCCGCCAGCGCCGCAACCAGCCAAGUAGCUCUUACGAACGAUUCGCAUCAGGCCCCAGUUGAGCCGGCCUCCAAGCGGCCCGAGCCGAGUCCGGCGUAUAUUGCAAGAUCGACUCACUAUGAUGGCAACAUUAUCGUCACCACAGGCGAUACAGGCAUAAUAAAGGUUUUCCGGCAGGACUGUGCGUUCGCCAAGCGGAAGCACGACAACUGGGAAACGAGCAGCACCUUCAGCCGCAAGCUCACAGCCCAUGGCGGCAGUUACGUUGGUGGCGGGCUGGCGAGGAGUGGUAGCGUCCUGACACGGACGAGCGCGGGCAGCACCGCACAUAGCAGAAGAGGCUCGCUCAGUCAGUCUAUUGCAUCCAGCACCAUCGGUUCUCAUCAACUAAACGCCCUGGGCGUCCACUCCGAUCGUAUUCUCAGCUGGCGGCUGGGCAUUGAGCACGGCGGGGACAGGCGCUCUGCUCUGCUGGCCAACGGGGGCGGCACACCGGCCCGUAGCGAGCGCUCUCUCAGCCCAACCAAGGCCAGCCGAACGUCGCUGAACUCGGCGUACAACCUGGCAGGGGAGGCAAGGAAGCAACCCUAUGGCGGUGCCUCGCCGGCUCGGAACAGGGCGGACAGCACCGUGACGAGCCCGACCGCGAGCGUGCUCGGCGCCCCAUCAGAGAGGCUGCUGCCGACGCGGUUGGUGAAGGACAAUAACGACCGCCCAAACAAGGAGCGGCGAAAUUCGAAAAAGCAAGAGGAACCACCAUCAGUCCCGCCCACGCCAGGAUUCACGCUGUGCUCUGCUGCCGAGGAAACUAUGAAUAGCCCGUCGACGUCGGACUCGGCCGGAGGGAGCUCAUCGUUCUGGAACCUGGGUCGGUGGCGUGGGAUUACGGGCUUCAGGGCGUCGUCGUCGAAUCAGGGGACGGCGGCAAAUCCGCGUACGAGGAUCAGCGGGGGCCGACCGUCGCUGUCUAAAUCGAGGAACCAGACAGAAAUUUCCUGUGAUGAGCGGGAAGUGGAUGACAAGGACAGGGGUCAGGGAGAGACAGGCUCGAGGCGACAGAGUGCAGGGAUGGUGUCUGUCAAGGGCGCGGGCGAUGAUGCUCAGGCCGAUAGGAGGAUGUCGAUUCCGAAUGCGGCUUCGCUUCAGCGAGAGGGAGAGUCUAAUGUUCCGACUGUUUCGACGGACGGUGGCAGGGAGAAGGAGGGUCCGUAA
Messenger RNA from Parathielavia appendiculata, 3285 nucleotides. Its product is annotated as WD40 repeat-like protein. NCBI's taxonomy places the organism in Eukaryota, Fungi, Ascomycota, Sordariomycetes, Sordariales, Chaetomiaceae. The record is from RefSeq and is a predicted model, not a curated record. The coding region runs from base 1 to 3285 and encodes 1094 amino acids. Gene Ontology annotation, molecular function: protein binding. The transcript has 4 exons.